This is a messenger RNA of Pelodiscus sinensis (Chinese soft-shelled turtle), 927 nucleotides long. RefSeq names its product olfactory receptor 52E2-like. Gene Ontology annotation, cellular component: plasma membrane. Gene Ontology annotation, molecular function: G protein-coupled receptor activity; olfactory receptor activity. The record is from RefSeq and is a predicted model, not a curated record. NCBI's taxonomy places the organism in Eukaryota, Metazoa, Chordata, Testudines, Trionychidae. Gene Ontology annotation, biological process: G protein-coupled receptor signaling pathway.
AUGUCAGAUUCCAACACAACCGACUUCACCAACCCUUCCACCUUCAUCCUGACAGCCCAUGUCUGGAUCUCCAUCCCCUUCUGUGCCACAUACACCAUAGCUCUCUUGGGGAACUUCACCAUCCUGUUCAUUGUAAAGAAGGAGCCGAGCCUCCAUGAGCCCAUGUACUAUUUCCUCUGCAUGCUGGCCACCACCGACCUGAUCCUGUCUACGUCCAUCUUGCCCAAAACACUGAGCAUCUUCUGGUUCAAUUCCAGGGAGAUCGAUUUCAAUGCCUGCCUCACCCAGAUGUUCUUCAUUCAUGGCUUCUUAUCAAUAGAAUCUGGGAUCUUUGUGGCCAUGGCGUUGGAUCGCUACGUGGCCAUCUGUGUUCCCCUGAGACAUUCCACCAUCUUGACCAAUCCUAUGGUGGCCAAAAUUGGCCUGGCCGUGGUGCUGCGCAGCAGCAUUCUUGUACUGCCCACUCCCUUCCUGGCAAGACGAUGGCCAUAUUGCCUAACUAACAUCAUUACCCACACGCACUGCGAGCACAUGGCCGUGGUGAAACUGGCCUGCGCCGACACCCGCCUCAGUAGUUACUACGGGCUCUCUGUGGUAUUCCUAGUCACUGGUCUGGAUGCCAUUCUUAUCACCAUGUCCUACACCCAGAUCCUCAGGGCCAUCUUCAGCCUCCCCACCAAGGACGCCCGACUGAAGACUUUUGGGACCUGCGGCUCCCACCUUUGUGCCAUUUUAGCCUUUUACAUCCCAGCUCUCUUCUCCUUCCUCACACACCGCUUUGGCCACAAUGUGCCCCUAUAUUUCCAAGUUCUCAUGGCCAACCUGUACCUCCUGGUGCCCCCCAUGCUAAAUCCCAUCAUCUACGGGGUGAGGACCAAACAAAUCUGGAGCAGGCUUCUCCAUCUUUCUACUCACAAGAAGAUCUAA